Molecule: messenger RNA, 1482 nt
Organism: Salvia miltiorrhiza (redroot sage)
Lineage: Eukaryota; Viridiplantae; Streptophyta; Magnoliopsida; Lamiales; Lamiaceae
Exons: 2
Coding region: 1-1482 (493 amino acids)
Molecular function (GO): nucleic acid binding; zinc ion binding
Source: RefSeq, a predicted model, not a curated record
AUGUCCGAGUUGUUUUGCGCCGGACUGAGGCAAGAGAUAAGAGUGGUAUUAGCUAGUCAAACGGCACUUUCCUAUGCCGAGGCCUUGAACAGAGCUCUAGAUAUGGAGCUAGCGAUGCAGCCGGAGAAAGCAACACACGCACCAACGCCUCCAUCAGGCCAUUACACGCAAGCAUCAAACACUCCCUACUCUAACCAGGGACAGAAAGGAAAACGCAAAUGGGAUAAUCGUAGAAAUGACGGCAAGAAGCCAUGGCAAGGCCAGAAUGUUCAGCCUCCCUUCGUGAAGGGCGAUAAGUCUUUUUAUGGUGGACCAGCGACGUCACACCCCGGACACCAAGGGAUACCCCCUUGUCCUAAGUGCAACAAGUUACACACAGGAGUGUGCAGAGCUGGAAACCCAAAUUGUUUCACUUGUGGAAAACCAGGGCAUUACUCGAGCCAGUGCCCCAACCGACAGCAAGGGAUGAGUGGAGGAAGACCCAAUCAGUUUCCAACCCCACAGCUCAGGGCAAUGGAAGGAAUUCUUCCUCUACCUCAACCACUACAGCAACAAUCUUUUCGCCGUCCAAACCAGCCUCAUAAGCAGCUACCUGCACCGCAAGCAGGAAGACCACCACAACAUCAAAGGAUGUAUGCUAUCAAUCAGAAGAAUCAGGAUAAGAACCAAGGAAACAUAACAGGUAUUGGGGAACUGAAAGGUGUACCCAUUGUUAUUCUCUUUGAUACGGGAGCAUCACAUUCUUUCAUCUCACAUACCUGUGUGGAUACAUUAGAGUUGAAUGUAGAACCAGCCCAGUUACACUUAAGGGUAGCCACUCCCUUAGGGAAGUUCACCACCGUUACACAUGUGUGUCCUAACUUGGAAUUCGAAUUAGGACCUCUUAAGCUUAAGGCUAAGACGUUGAGACUAAUGCGAAUGUGGACCACCGAUAUCAUUUUGGGAAUGGACUGGUUAGCAGAACACCAUGCGGUGAUACAAUGCGAGCAGAGACGGAUAUCAUUCCAGCCACCAGGCGAGGAACCCACAUGUUUUUACGCCAUCAAUAGAAAGUGGAAGAAGACACCUAUUAUCUCUGCAGUGCAAGCGAACAAGAUACUAAAAGAAAAAGGUGCGACAGCAUACUUAGUAUACCUGAACCAAGAAGAGGAAGCACCAGCAAAGAUAGAAGAUGUACCUAUAGUGCGGGAGUAUCGAGAUGUUUUCCCGGAUAUUCUACCAGGUCUACCCCCGAACCGACAAUUGGAAUUCACGAUCGAUUUAGAACCCGGAGCAGCACCAAUAUCCAAAGCACCAUAUAGGAUGGCACCAGCAGAAUUGCAAGAACUGAAGCUGCAACUACAAGAGUUGUUGGACAUGGGAUUCGUUCGACCCAGUGCUUCGCCUUGGGGAGCACCGGUCCUGCAAGGCCAACGUCGUGGCAGAUGCCUUGAGCAGAAUGGAACGAGCCCAGUUAGGAUGUAUCCUAACCAAGGAGAAUGA